Molecule: messenger RNA, 1695 nt
Organism: Penicillium antarcticum
Lineage: Eukaryota; Fungi; Ascomycota; Eurotiomycetes; Eurotiales; Aspergillaceae
Product: DEAD-box ATP-dependent RNA helicase DBP2
Exons: 5
Coding region: 1-1695 (564 amino acids)
Biological process (GO): rRNA processing
Cellular component (GO): ribonucleoprotein complex; cytoplasm; nucleus
Molecular function (GO): RNA helicase activity; RNA binding; ATP binding
Source: RefSeq, a predicted model, not a curated record
AUGUCGUACGGUGGUGGCGGCUACUCGCGCGACAACUCCUACCGCUCUCGCGGAGGUGACAACGGCUACUCCGGAGGCGGUGGUGGUGGCUACGGCGGCGGCGGUGGCUACGGUGGUGGCCGCGGAGGUGGCUACGGCGGCGGCGGCGGUGGUUUCGGCGGUGGUGCCGGUGGUGACCGCAUGUCCAACCUCGGCGCUGGCCUGAAGACACAGGACUGGGGUAAGCUUUCCCUUUAUUCUCACUUCUAUUUGUUCCCUGCUAACCUUUCAGACUUGAACUCUCUCCCCAAGUUCGAAAAGUCUUUCUACAAGGAGCACCCCGAUGUUAGCGAGCGCUCUGAGGAGGAUAUCCAAGCUUUCCGCAAGGAGAAGGUCAUGGCCGUUCAGGGUACCAACGUUCCCCGUCCCGUUGAGACUUUCGAUGAGGCUGGUUUCCCCCAGUACGUCCUCUCCGAGGUCAAGGCCCAGGGCUUCGAGAAGCCCACUGCUAUUCAGUCCCAGGGUUGGCCUAUGGCCCUCUCUGGUCGUGAUGUCGUCGGUAUUGCCGAGACUGGUUCCGGAAAGACCCUGAGUUAUUGUCUUCCCGCUAUUGUCCACAUCAACGCUCAGCCCCUCCUCGCCCCAGGUGACGGCCCCAUUGUCCUCGUCCUGGCCCCCACUCGUGAGUUGGCUGUCCAGAUUCAGGCCGAAAUCACCAAGUUCGGCAAGUCUUCCCGCAUUCGCAACACCUGUGUCUACGGUGGUGUCCCCAAGGGUCCUCAGAUUCGUGACCUCUCCCGUGGUGUUGAGGUCUGCAUUGCCACUCCUGGUCGUCUCAUUGACAUGCUCGAGGCUGGCCGUACCAACCUUCGUCGUGUUACUUACCUCGUUCUUGACGAGGCUGAUCGUAUGCUGGACAUGGGUUUCGAGCCCCAAAUUCGCAAGAUCAUUGGCCAGAUUCGCCCUGACCGUCAGACUUGCAUGUGGUCUGCUACCUGGCCCAAGGAGGUCCGCCAGCUGGCCUCUGACUUCCUGAACGACUACAUUCAGGUCAACGUUGGCUCCAUGGACCUCUCCGCUAACCACCGCAUUCACCAAAUUGUUGAGGUCGUUUCCGACUUCGAGAAGCGCGACAAGAUGAUCAAGCACCUUGAGAAGAUCAUGGAGAACCGCGCCAAUAAGUGUCUCAUUUUCACUGGUACCAAGCGUAUCGCUGACGAGAUUACCCGUUUCCUUCGCCAGGAUGGAUGGCCCGCGCUUUCCAUCCACGGUGACAAGCAGCAGAACGAGCGUGACUGGGUCCUGAACGAGUUCAAGCAGGGCAAGAGCCCCAUCAUGGUGGCCACUGAUGUGGCUUCCCGUGGUAUCGAUGUGCGCGACAUUACUCACGUGCUCAACUAUGACUACCCCAACAACUCGGAGGACUAUGUUCACCGUAUUGGUCGUACUGGUCGUGCCGGUGCCAACGGUACCGCCAUUACCUUCUUCACGACUGACAACUCUAAGCAGGCUCGCGACUUGGUCACCAUUCUCACUGAGGCUAAGCAGCAGAUUGAUCCUCGUCUUGCCGAGAUGGUCCGCUACGGCGGUGGUGGCGGCGGCGGCGGUGGUCGCUGGGGUGGCCGUGGCCGUGGAGGCUGGGGUGGCCGUGGUCGUGGUGGUGGUGGCUUCACUGGCUCUAACGCUGGUGGCCUCGGCAACAACCGUCGCUGGUAG